AUGCCGAGUCCGCGGGCCCCACCGUCCCGGCAGCAACGCCCGCAGCCUCCACACCCGGCCGGCGCCCAGUCCGGGGAUGCCUGGCCCGCAGCUGACCGCUUUCCCCCGCCCGGAGCGCGCCCAGGCCGCCUGCGCGCCCUCCCGGACCGGCCCCCGGGCCCGCCGCCACCGCGAGACACGGGGCGCGGCCGACCCUCUCCACCGCUGCCGCGGCCGGGCGCUCACCUCCUGGGGUCCGGCUUCCGUCGCUCCUCCAGUUUGGCGGCUGAGUGUGGGGCCGCAGUGGCCGCUGCCACCGCCGCCGCAGCCGCCGAAGCCCUGCCCGGCGCGCCGCCGGGGCUGGAGGCUGGGCCCCCGCGGGAUCCCCGCAGGCGCGGGCCCGGGACGCGGCGGGGCCGAGCGGCGGGAAGUUGUCGGCGCGAGGCGCGGAUCGAGCGGGCUGCGGGCCACCGGCUCCCAAGUAGUCACAACUUUGCCGCCCGGGGUUCACACAGAUUGUUGACAAGAAUAAUGAACAGAAAAAUUAAUGGAAUUAGAAAAACAGUGUCGGAACAGACAUCUAAAGAAAACAGCAAGAUGGAAGAAUUUUGUUUCAAUGACAAGCACCAUCUAGUGGCAGCAGGUGGUUAAACCUUCUGACAUCAUAAUAUCUCCAACAAUAACGACGAAAGUUUUUGAAUAGGCGUUCAAGGCGUUUCUAGUCUUGCAUAAGCUUGACACUAUUUGAUUUCAAAACAAGAAAAUUUGCAUGUAGUAAAAUAAUGCAACUAAUUGGCCCUGUGUUAAUUAUGCAAAGUAAGAAGAGUACAGAGCUGACCCACAGAUAGAAUUAUUGCCAUAAAGAGUUUCCCUAAUCUUUGUGUGACUUGGAAUAGUCACACCUCUGUAUAAAGACCUCUGCAUUUUUGUACUUAAAGACUUCUGUAUUUAUGUUCCCUCAAUAAAAAAAUAAGGAAAGUGAUGGCUUGUCACUAAUUA
Messenger RNA from Manis javanica (Malayan pangolin), 978 nucleotides. RefSeq lists its product as uncharacterized. The record is from RefSeq and is a predicted model, not a curated record. Lineage: Eukaryota; Metazoa; Chordata; Mammalia; Pholidota; Manidae.